AUGGAAAAGCAAGAAAGAUUUGUUGAAAAGGUCAUUCCUCUAGCACAAGAAAAUUUUCCAGGAUAUCUUGAAAACUCUUUUCUAUUGAAAAAAGAUAUAAUUGAAAAAAUUUCAUUAUAUAUACUCUGUGAAAAUCCAGAAAUUUGUUUUUAUGUUGUUAAGAUUUUAUCUAGUUUAUCCAGAUCUGCUUUAUUUAAUUCCAAAGAAAGAUUCAGUUUCAGAUCAGAAAGGGUUAAUAGAUUGAUGGGUGUACUUGAUUCCAGUCCUGAAUCUGAUAGAAUUCUUGCAGGGUUUGUUAUGAGAUUAGAUAUUAAUAUAGAGGAAAUUUGUGAAGAAAUAAGCCUAGAUUUUCAAGAAUUAGAAUUAACGCAUCUUUGCCUUAAAAAUUGGACAAAAAGUAACGAAGAAGGGUACAAUGCACCAGCAUUUUUAUUGAAUGAAAGAGGAAUAACAUUUGCAACAGUGUCUUUUGCGGUACUUGAUUUAAUAUUAGAAAACCUGAUUCCUGGUAAAACACCAGCAACAAUAUCCCAUUUUCUUUUAGGAUAUGAUUUUAGCAAUACAUUAACUCGCACAUCCAUCAAAUAUCUGAACCAAUAUGACCUGAGAGAAUCAUGUUUACAUAAGGUAUUGGAAAUUCUUGGUCAUAAAAUCAAUGAAGACUAUAAAUAUGACAUCAUCAAAUCCUCAUUUUCCAACUAUCCUGCAAUAACUUCACGUUGCUAUCAAAUCUUAUAUAGACUAUGUGCAGACAGUUCUACUUCUGAAGCAACACUAUUGUUUUUACGAAAUCAAGGUUUUAUUCAUAAACAAUUGGAAGCAAUGCCAACAAACAUUUUCCCAUCAGAAAAAUCCCAUGAAUUUGAACCUUGCUUGUUGACACGGUAUGACAAAUAUUCAUUUGAAAUUGACCUAGCUACCCUUUGUGCCAAUUUGGAUGAGCGAACCUGGUUUAUGAAAAUCAUUGCAUUAGAAUUACAUAAAUCUCAAACUCAAUCAAAUAUAGACAAUUUGUUGGCACUAGUAUUUGGUGAUAAGGCAAUUAAAUCUCAGUCAGAAGACGCAAUAGAUGAAGAAAUUUUUGCUUCAUCCCCAAUGAAAAUUAUUGAGAUUCUCUAUAUGUUAGAAUUUGAAUGGGAUGAUCAUUGGAAAAUGAAUAAUCCUACGCAAAAAUAUUUUGAUAAGAAAAACAUUGAUAUUUGGAUGAAUAAUUAUAAAAAUGAAAUAGUUUUAUAUCAAUUAAAAGAUAUUUAUUCAGAAUUAAAUCAAAUUUAUAAUCAUAUUCAAAAAAGAGGUUUAGGGAUUAUGCAAGAUGAUGCAAAUCUAAAAAUAGAAAUGAAACAAAUUUUAAAAUAUUGUUACUUUUAUAAUCGACAACAAGAAUUAAAUCAAGCCAGAUAUUAUUGUUUUAAAGCUUGGAGAGAAAUACUUGAAAUAGCUGUUGUAAAUCAUUACAAUAGAAUACAUUAUAAUAUUCGUGAAACAGUCUUUCAUGAUAUUCUAUUGGCACUGUUGUCAAUCUUGAAACAAGAAUCUGAUGCAAUUGGCAUGGUCUUGAGUAAAGUUGUUCUUAUAAUAAUCACUGCUUUACGCCUGGAUCAUAAUUGUUUAUCUUUAAUAAAAAAUUUUAAGACUAAAAAUAAUGCUCAAAUCAGAGUUCAUUCUGAAAGACUUUAUAGUAUAUUCAACCUUAUAAUUGACUGCCUUAUUGGACCAUCAUUCUCCUCAGAUAUUCGAAAUAAUUUAUAUUCUUCUAUGUAUAAUUACUUGCAUUAUAUUGAUUAUGAACCUGAAGACAUGUACAGACAAUAUUUGAUUUCACAAACAAAAUCUAUCAGAAGUACUAGAUCAAUUAUUGAUUCAAGAAAUCUUUCUGUUUAUAGAAAUAUUGGAGAUAAUUUACUAGAUAAAAUAAUUUUAACAGCGAUUUGUGGUUUAAUAAAGCAAGAUAAAUCAAAUUAUAUAAUUGAUAAUUUAAUAAAAACUCAUUUUGUGCAAAAUAUUGUUAAAAGUUUAUCAGUUCAAAAUGAAUUACUAAAACAAUCUUAUGGAGUUAGACCUGACCUAAAUGCUAUACAUGCAAGAUAUGUGUUCACAUCCAGAAUGAAUUUUUUACUUCGUUUAGCUCAACAAUGUGAUUGUGCAAUUAAGCUUAUAGACUAUGGAGUUAUUGACUAUUUGGAUCAAUUAUUAUUUUUAGAUGACAGGCCAAAAUUUACUUUAUCAAUAGCUGAUAUUCAAGAAAAGUCAUUAUAUAAAGAUUAUCAUGAACUUUUAAUGAGCGUGCUUCGAUUUAUCAGUUUUAUUCUUACAAAUAUUGGACAUGAAAAUAGAAUAGUAUUGAAUAAAAUAUCUGAUUUUAUAAAAAGGCACCAAGGAACAUUUUCUGAUAUUUUCAAUGAUACUCCAAGUAUGGAACAAUUAACUGCAAAGGAUGCAACUAAAUAUACAAUAUCAAUAAUGUGUAUAGAAGAAUUACAAGAAUUAACUCGAAUAUUUUAUUUCUUGGGUUUCAGAAUUGAAAAUAUUGAUUUGCAUCGUAAAGAUACUCAUCAGAAAACUUUUCAAGAUUUCCUAAAAGAAUUGAUGUCACGAUAUUUUUUGAUCAGGAAACAUAUAAUAACAGUUCAAGAUUUCGAUGAAUCAAAUCUUCAAUAUAUUAAAGAACAAAUUGAGUAUAUCAAUAGAAAUCUUUUGUCAUGGUGUCAAGUAUUGUCAAAAUUUACACCAAUAUUUACACCCUCUCUUGAUUUUGCAAGAAGACCAGAUGAUAAUUAUCAAGGAAAUUUUGAAUUAUCAAUUAUUGUAAACUAUUUGAGGACCUCAAUAGAUUAUUUAUUAAUAAAUUUAAAAAAUUAUGGCAAAUUAUCAUCUCAGCUUGAGAAAGGUGCAAAUGAACUGUCAAAUAACACAGAUGAGUUGGAUGAAUCUCAUCAAAGAUCUUUGGCAAUUAGAGGAUUACAGGAUCAAGUUUGCAAAUAUCUAAAAAAUACCAUACAUUAUUUUUAUGAUGUUGAAGUUUGUUUAAUAUUAUUGUGGAGGCAUUUCAAUUGUUUCAUUGUCACUGCUAAAAUAACAUCAAUUAAAACUACUGCAGGAAUUGUUAUGAUAGAUAUUUUUGAAAAAUUAAAGGCUUUGGAUGAUAAUGAGGAUGUAGAGAAAAAAUUUAAAUCUAAAAAUGAAUUUAUACAAAUGUCUGUACGAAGAUUAAAAUCACUUAUAAAAUGCUAA
This is a messenger RNA of Entrophospora sp. SA101, 3231 nucleotides long. NCBI's taxonomy places the organism in Eukaryota, Fungi, Glomeromycota, Glomeromycetes, Entrophosporales, Entrophosporaceae. The record is from the annotation of a GenBank genome assembly.